AUGGAGACCCCCUCUAACUCUACAAUACCAAUGAACCAGUCUCCUGAGAAUAUCAUUGAGAUAACUACUCCUACUACACUUGUGAAUUUAGAGGAUAAAUCUACUGGAUACCAAUUAUCUUUCAGGCAGAAUUGUGGAAAGCCACCAAACCAUUAUUCACCUGAUAUUGGCAAGACAUUAAAGUAUCCAAUUGCGAAUCAUGUAUCCACUAAGAAGUUGUCUGAACCACUCAAGGCCUUUAGGCAUCAGUUGUCUGCUAUUCAUAUCCCAACUAAGGUUGCUGAAGCAUGA
Messenger RNA from Prunus armeniaca (apricot), 291 nucleotides. The record is from the annotation of a GenBank genome assembly. Lineage: Eukaryota; Viridiplantae; Streptophyta; Magnoliopsida; Rosales; Rosaceae.